Aspergillus chevalieri is the source of this 2496-nucleotide messenger RNA. Its product is annotated as putative phospholipase A2 (PlaA). The record is from RefSeq and is a predicted model, not a curated record. The coding region runs from base 1 to 2496 and encodes 831 amino acids. NCBI's taxonomy places the organism in Eukaryota, Fungi, Ascomycota, Eurotiomycetes, Eurotiales, Aspergillaceae. Gene Ontology annotation, biological process: glycerophospholipid catabolic process. Gene Ontology annotation, cellular component: cytosol. Gene Ontology annotation, molecular function: A2-type glycerophospholipase activity. The transcript has a single exon.
AUGGGUACUGCUAUGCUACGUUCUCGUUGGACAGCCCUUCCUGCCACCCUAGUUGUGGGUACUGGGACGCUGUAUGCGACAGGAGAUCAGAAUCAAUUGAAUAGGCAAUCGCUUUCCACAGACCAGAAGCAUAGGUUUUCUACUGCGACUCCGCAAGGAGCUCUCUACCCGUUCAACAGGCAUAAUGCGGGCGAUUCGGGUGGAAACAAUGCGGAUAAGAACUCCGAGGGGGCACACCACGACGACUCUAUGUGGGCAAGAGUCUUACACAAGUUCGGAGACGUGAAACAAGCGGUUGGUUCAAAUGAAUGGAUGGAUAUUGAUAUUAAGCAAUACAUUAUCCCAGACUGGACCAAAUAUUUGCCGGACACGGUCCAGAAGCUUCAACGGGAGCUCUCGAUGUCCCCUGGCUCCUUGGCUGACGAGAUUUGGAGGGAAUCUAAAGACGCAGACAUUCACCCGGAGAUUUUGCGAGAAGCUCGGGUCCGUGUUGGAGAUACUCUCUGUCCCGAGGAGCUGGAGUUCCGCAAGAAGCGGCAACAACACGCGGUGAAAGCACUAGCAGCUUAUCUUGACAUCCCCGAGUCAGAUAUCCACCCCGAGGACGUCCCAAUCAUUGCCAUGUGUGGCUCUGGAGGAGGUCUGCGUGCGCUCGUGGCUGGCACAGGCUCAUAUCUUGCCGCGCAAGAGGCUGGUCUCUGGGACUGCGUCACUUAUACGGCUGGAGUUAGCGGAAGCUGUUGGCUACAGACCCUAUACCACUCGUCUAUCGCACAGUGCAAUUUCAACCGCUUGGUUAAUCAUCUGAAGAACAGACUGGGGGUGCAUCUCGCAUUUCCACCCAAAGCCCUCAGCCUGCUCACAACAGCUCCUACGAACAAGCAUUUGUUGAGUGGGAUGAUUGAGAAGCUGAAAGGCGACCCUGGUGCAGACUUUGGCCUGGUGGAUAUUUAUGGAAUCUUGCUAUCAGCAAGACUGCUCGUGCCGCGUGGCGAACUCGGCGUAUCUGAUCGCGACCUCAAAUUAUCAAAUCAGCGGCCCAACGUCGACAACGGAGCUCAUCCACUUCCGAUCUACACGGCUGUGCGUCAUGAAAUCCCGAUAAUUGAGGAGCUGCAAAACGAUGAAAACAUGCAAAGACACCGCAAGCCAGAGAAACUCAUCAGAGAGUCAAGGAGUGAGGCGUGGUUCCAAUGGUUCGAAUUCACGCCUUAUGAAUUCUUCUGUGAGGAGCUCGGCGCAGGUAUACCAACUUGGGCUCUGGGAAGACAUUUCAAUAAGGGCAAGAAUGUAUUUUCUCGUGGAGAACCCCCAACCCCAGAAACGCGUAUUCCUGGGUUAAUGGGCAUAUGGGGAAGCGCUUUCUGCGCAACUCUCUCGCACUACUACAAGGAGAUUCGGCCCGUGAUCAAAGGCAUAGCUGGGUUUGGCGGCAUCGACUCUCUCAUUCAAGGCAAGACAAAAGAUCUGGUUCGCGUCCACCCCAUCGACCCGGCUACUAUACCAAACUACGUGCUGGGCAUGAAGGAUGUACUACCAGAUUCCUGCCCAGAGUCAAUCUUCAAGAGCCAACACCUCCGUCUUAUGGAUGCCGGAAUGAGCAAUAACCUCCCGAUCUACCCCCUCCUCCGGCCAGGCAGAGACGUCGACGUUAUCGUCACCUUCGACGCAUCCGCCGACAUCAAGCGAGAGAACUGGCUCUCCGUGGUAGACGGCUACGCACGCCAACGAGGUAUCAAAGGCUGGCCCGUAGGAGCCGGCUGGCCCAAACAAGAAGACAACCCCGAACAAACCUCCGAAAUCCUCCGCGAACCCCAGAACAUUAGCGAAGAAUCCCUAGAUUCCAAAAUGACCCGCGCCCAGCACGAAGACAAGCACAUGCACGGCCGCAACCUCAAGAUCCCCCGCACAACCGAGUCCAACAACGAAACAAACCCGGCAGGAGACCGCCCCGCUGCCUCAGACACGGACCUAUCCUACUGCAACGUCUGGGUGGGAACGAUGCAGGAACGCGUCUCGGGAGAUGAGCCCCCGCCCUCAAAACGCCUCUUUCACCCACAACAUGCAGACCACGCCGAGUCGGAUUUCCACCUCAUGCGUCCCGAUGCUGGUAUCGCAGUCGUCUACUUCCCCCUCCUCCCCAACACAUCGGCACCCGAGCUACCGCAGGGCUCAGCGAUGUCGCGGUCUCCGGCUCCAACACGCACGUCGCAGGACUCAACCGUCGCCAAAGAGAUUUCUGAUCCUGCACGGCCGAUGGCCCCGCAUCCAGGAUCUAUUGAUCCCGAUAUCGACGAUUUCCUCUCAACGUGGAAUUUCGUGUAUACGCCGGAGCAGGUUGAUUCGGUGGUUGGGCUUGCGAAGGCGAAUUUCGCGCAGGGCGAGGAACAGAUGAAGAGAGUUAUUCGGGCUGUUUAUGAGAGGAAGAGGUCUGAUCGCUUGAAGAGGGAGGGGCAGGAGGAUAGGAGGAGGAUGGAGGGGUUUGUGCCAUUAUAG